UAUUGAUUGCCUUAGACGUCUUGUAUAGAAUUACAAUUACAAUUACAAUUGCAGUAAAACAGUUCAACGAAGAGAGGCGUUAACCUCCUUCAUCCUAAAACAGACCUCCGGGAAAAAAAAGAAAAGAAAAAAAAAAAACAGAAAAUACAGAGAGGAAACGGCAAUGAUGAAUGUCGGUGGCGGAACAGCCAGCGACGAUGGAGCCUCCGCCGUGUCGCGAUGGAGCUUUACCCUCUGGAGGCAGUAUCAACACAUGCUAGACAAGUCGACGCCGCUAGUGCUCCGCCGCUGGAUCAUCUUUUCUAUUGUUGUGCUCAUCUAUGCUUUGCGGGUGUACCUAGUCCAAGGAUUCUACAUCAUCACCUACGCACUCGGUAUCUACAUCAUCCAACUCCUCCUCGCCUUCCUUUCCCCGCAGGUUGAUCCCGAGAUCCACGAGCUUUCCGAAGGUCCUACCCUCCCCACCCGGGGCUCCGACGAGUUUCGCCCUUUCGUUCGACGCCUCCCUGAAUUCAAGUUCUGGCAUUCACUGACAAAGGCAUUCUGUAUUGCUUUUGUGUUGACAUUCUUCAGUGCUUUUGAUGUGCCUGUUUUUUGGCCAAUUCUAUUGUUCUAUUGGAUUGUGCUCUUUAUCACGACGAUGAAGAGGCAGAUAAUGCACAUGGUGAAAUACAAAUAUGUCCCCUUCACAUUUGGAAAGCAGCGUUACACAGGGAAGAAAGCAGCAGCCUCAUCUGCGGAUGCACUUUUGGUAGACUGAACCAAAUAGUAUGGUAGAUUAUGAUUUUCAUUGAGAAGCAGACAGGGUUAGAUUAUCUGGUCAAGUAUUUGUUUUCCCUAGGGAAAUAGCCACAUGAGAUGUACUCAAUCUCUGGUUUAAUAUAUCUCCUUUUUCUAAUUCUCAAUGGAUGGGUAGUCAGUCUUGGUGUUACAACAUCAAAGCUGCUCAACUCUCUUUGUUUUGUCAUGUUUGAUUGAUUAAUUUCAUAUUGCUCUGCCUUGUUGUUUAUAGUGAGCAGUAUUCUAUUUAUAUUAUGUAUUGUACUCUUUGAUUUUUGGACAAGGUAUUCUGCCUUGAGGGUCUGCAUUUGAACAUGGGAUGAUAGGUUAAUGGUUUGGAUAACCUUUAAGUAUGAUUAUAUAAUGGAAUAAUGGAUGGAUAAAAGUAUUUCAUUAAUCAAUCUAUGAUCCAAUAAAAGUCUAAUUCAUCCCGUAAUAAUCUUCCAUGCUUGGAUAUCCAGAUUUAGUACAUCAGCAACGGAUUUGAGGGACCUAGAUGUUUUUUAAAAUGUAGUAUUUCAUUGACUUGAAAGAAGAGACAUCAUCAUUCAUGCUUGCAAGUUGCAAGCAGGU
Molecule: messenger RNA, 1353 nt
Organism: Cuscuta europaea
Lineage: Eukaryota; Viridiplantae; Streptophyta; Magnoliopsida; Solanales; Convolvulaceae
Source: the annotation of a GenBank genome assembly